Messenger RNA from Metschnikowia bicuspidata var. bicuspidata NRRL YB-4993, 3135 nucleotides. RefSeq lists its product as uncharacterized. The coding region runs from base 1 to 3135 and encodes 1044 amino acids. The record is from RefSeq and is a predicted model, not a curated record. Gene Ontology annotation, cellular component: GID complex. The transcript has a single exon. Gene Ontology annotation, biological process: proteasome-mediated ubiquitin-dependent protein catabolic process. NCBI's taxonomy places the organism in Eukaryota, Fungi, Ascomycota, Pichiomycetes, Serinales, Metschnikowiaceae.
AUGCUUCCUCAGAAAUGUCUGCAUACAUUAUGGGAGUUUCUCUCGUCAUUGUUUGCUCAAUUUACCAAGACAAAAGACGCGCCACGAGCUUAUGCACCCUUGGUCUUGAAAUCCUUCAACCUCCUUCCCUUGCUUCUCGAGCUCGACUCUCAUGAAAGCACGAAUCGAAAGUUUGACCUAGCUCUGCAGUUUCUCACACAAAACAUUAGACAUCUAGAAUUGCAGCUAGAUGAGGUGUUUUCGACCAACUUUCUGGACGGCCCCCGUGCGAAUUUGGCAGCUACAUCUAUAUCCACAGUAGGUGUGCCAAAUAUCCACAUGAUUCAAAACGAUAUGACAUUUCACAUUGCCUCAGCUAUGACAAUAGCGACUGCCCAAAUCCUCAAUUUCACAAAGGACGUUGAUAUUGUGCAGCCCUGUUCACCAGAGUACACUUUCUUAGCGUCCGAGAGAUUUCACCAAUAUUUGCUAAACCUUCUUCAUGCCAGCAAUCACCCUGUGUUAAAUUUUGCUGCGCUUAAUUUGUUUGAAUUCCGUUUGUUGAAUUUGUUGCCGGAUGGUGUCUCAGAAAAAAAACAGGCGUGUUUGGUAUUUGAAAAAAUGUUUCCCCGAAUUGUCGAACUAUUAAACCACGACGUGCAAACAAUGAAGCAAAUUCCAGGCUACUUGCGUCUACCCAUCACAAUUCUUUCUGAUCUAUGUAUCAAAUACCCCAAAUUCUGUGUCCAGUUGAAAAAUACGGGUGUGGACAAACAGAUUAUGGCUGAUCUCGCCACACUCAUUGAGUUUAGUCCGGUAUUAAGCUUUAUUCAGAUGGCCAAACGAGCAUACAAAGACAGUAAAGGAAUAAUGGACUUUUCUGCGCUUAUAAAACACGUUCGGGGGCUGAAAACAGAGCUUUGGUUGGCACAAAAAUCAGAAAUCAGCCUAAUAGCAAAUCAUUUGCUUCUUCUAAGUGUGCUUACCAGCUCAAGUGAAGAUUUUCGCCGCAGGAUUACUUCAUUCUCCACCGGUAAAGAGAGCAAGUCAGAACCCAAUUUUCUUUGUUUGGCUAUUUUUGAAGUCAUUGAAAACUACCAAUUUAUGUGCACCCAACUAAUUCUUGGCUACAAAGCCUUUUGGAAAUUGCAAGAAGCGCCUUCUUCAGAGCCAUCCAACAAACUCCUUGAGUGGCUCGGUGAAAAUGUUAGUGUUUUGCUCACUUUGCUUGAACAUCCGUUAAACACUAACGCUUUUUACUUGAUGAGGUCGCUUUCUAGAUCCGUAUCUACUUUAAGAACAUUCUUUGUUGAUUGCAAUUCCAUCAAGAGCUCUUUUGUCACUUUCGACGCCAACGUGCCGCGCAGUCUGAUUUCAAAAAGAAAGGUGAACCAAGGAAAUGUUAUUUCCGACAUAAGCGCCAGAUAUGAUCGGGAUUCUACCCCAAAUAAGAAAGGCAACUUGAUUUCAUGCUUGCUCAAAAUUAUUAGUCGAAUGUCGGUAGUCGACCAUGUGGUCGAUUUCUUUGCAUCGACCAAGACUGGACUGUUCGGAAAACAGAGAAUAGCAAGAAAGGCUUUAUGUGAGAAAAAGAUUGUGACUCUUGCUAUCCUUGCCAAUUUUAUUCUUGACUUCAGUUCUUUCAGACAUGAAAUCGUCAAUCAUGAUAGGAUUUUGAGAAAUCUAGCUUUGCUUUUCAAGUCUUCGAUUCGUAGCAGAAAUCAGGGCGAGAAGAUCGAGAAUUCUGGCAAUGAGGUACAUGAGAUUGCAUUCGAACAAUUGAAGAUUCAAAUGGGCAUAUUGCAGGUGAUCAAGAAUUAUUUAUACAACGAAACCGAGGAAAAUCGAAGAAUGAUUUGGGACUUCUUUCCAUUAUCAUUGAUUUUCGAAUUAUCUCUUUAUGGUGUGUUUGUCGACACGGAAGCAGAUUCGCAACUUCACGAAAUAAGGCUCCAGCAAAAAAUAAUUGCCUUUGAGAUAUUACGAAAUUUGACAGCAGCAUCACCAUACUUCAGUGAAGCCAUUGAAAAACUCUAUGUUGAAUUCGCCACACGAAAUGCAAAUUUUCAACCACUCCCGCGUACGUGGAACAAGUACAUCUUGGAGAGUUUGUUGUCUUUCGACUUAUUUCUGCCAUUUAAAAAUCUGCGUUCGGAUAUUGACAAACUUUUCUUGAAAGAUGACGAAUUUGUUCUUCGUAUCGUUCACAAAACAGACUACUUCAAGCUUCUUGUUGCGAUUAAUUAUUUGGAGGACCAUAGAUAUACCAAUAUUUCUUUCUUGAGGGUAUCAGAUUUUCCUCAGAGGCCUCUUUUGAGGGUCUGGAAAAGGCUUUUGGAGGUCAAAUUGCUGAAGUCUCUUGAAACCAAGCUCUGUGGACUGGACGCAAACGAAAUCAUUAAACUUGCGAAUCACCUCAAUGAAGUCAAAAUCUCAAUCACUUGGAUCUUGAUCAAUCUCACAUGGAAAAACGAUAUCUCCAGUUAUCAUGCUUUUGAAGGCUCAAACUUUCGUCUGAUGGAUGUUAUUCAUACACCGCAGAAUAGCGCGUUUUCUAUUAGUCAAUUUAAUCAGUCGGGUAUUUCAGUUGGAGAUUUCGAAGAACAAGAAGAGGACGAUCCAGCAGAUUCUUAUGAUACGGCUGGCGGCUCGCAAAGAUCUUCUUUAGACAAUGAGAUCUCUUUGAAAAAAAGAGCGGAAAUACUUUACAAAGCCGGCUUUUGUGAAGUGUUAGAGACGCUUAUUGACGAUUUGUCACGUCCAAAACCUACUUUCAAACAGAGCAAGUACCUCUCUAUCGAGAGAUUUGAUUCCCUCAACUCAAAUGAUUUAUUCGAGAAGUGUAGAACAGCCCAAUCUCAGAUUGUUGGAUUCAUUCCAGCUCUUGAUGAUAGCGCAACUUCUCAUCCUCGCAUGCACCUUCCUCAGAAUCAGAGCGGGUUGUACCCGCUAAGGAGAUUAUCUAAUAUUGCUAGUUCUCGGGAAAGUGUACACAGAGACGUCAGGCAAAGAGGGGAUGAAUUUGAGUAUUGGUCCGAUGACGGAAAUGAGGACACCCUAUCGAGAUUACGGGAUGAGAGUGUGCGGGCAGCGGCUCGAAGCGAACGAGAGCCCGUUGACGAAGACGAUCAGUUUGACGAAUAUUGGCUUCAUUGA